This is a messenger RNA of Chenopodium quinoa (quinoa), 2519 nucleotides long. RefSeq names its product protein root UVB sensitive 6-like. The coding region runs from base 259 to 1806 and encodes 515 amino acids. The transcript is spliced from 13 exons. The record is from RefSeq and is a predicted model, not a curated record. NCBI's taxonomy places the organism in Eukaryota, Viridiplantae, Streptophyta, Magnoliopsida, Caryophyllales, Amaranthaceae.
AUAAGCCCAAAAAAAUAAAAAAUGAACACUUGCCCAUCCCCUGAACUAAAAAAAAGCCUGCAACGUAGAAAAAGAAGUUUCCAUGAUUUCCAAAAGUGGCCCUAAUCUCACGUGUCUUUCAAUGUCGUUAAGAAUUUCGGUAGGGUCAGCCACCUACACACCCACAAACACUCCUCCCUUUCAUUCAUAACUCCCACACCCUUCAUUUUUCCCUUCCUCUUAAUUCCCUAUUUUCUCUCUCCUACCUCGAACUUGUCGAUGGCGCCUCUCAACCUUCGACAAUCAUCAUCACCUGCGCAAACCCUUUCCUCUUCGUCGCAAGAUGCGCGUCUUCUCGUCAGGGAAACCAUUCGAAUCAGCGCCAGUUUAGCCUUUGCUCCUUCGUCGCCUGCCAAUUCUCCGCCUGCUAUUCCUCCCACUCUUCCUGCUGCUUUGGAGAGCAAGAAUUUGAGGCUAGGCCUUGUUGAAGAUGAAUACAUUGAUUCUAAUUUGAGGUUGAUUUGUUGCGAAGAGAUCGAUGGUCGUCGUUGGAAAUAUGUUGCUGAGAAUGAUCCCUUCGGAAAUUUUAAAAAGGGCUCUAUUCGUUCUGUUUCUUUGCAGACUCCUCUUUCUCCCACUGAUGAAUUAGUGUCAUUUAUACGAUCCUAUGUUGUUCCUGAAGGCUUUCCUGACAGUGUCUCACCUUCAUACGUUCCAUACAUGACAUGGAGGGCACUAAAGCAUUUCUUUGGUGGAGCUAUGGGUGUCUUUACAACACAAACACUGUUGACUUCUGUUGGAGUAUCUAGAAGCAGAGCUACUCCUGGUGCUGUUGCUAUCAAUUGGAUCCUUAAGGAUGGUGCUGGCCGGGUUGGAAAAAUGCUCUUUGCUCGACAAGGAAAGAAAUUUGACUAUGAUUUGAAGCAACUUAGAUUCUCUGGUGAUCUAUUGAUGGAAUUGGGAGCUGGGAUAGAGCUGGCAACUGCUGCAAUGCCAAAUUUGUUUCUGCCUUUGGCUUGUGCUGCCAAUGUAGCUAAGAAUGUUGGUGCUGUUACUUCAACAUCUACUCGUACUCCAAUUUACAAAGCAUUUGCUAAGGGUGAGAAUAUUGGAGAUGUUACUGCUAAAGGCGAAUGUGUUGGCAACAUUGCAGAUCUGUUGGGAACUGGACUGAGCAUCAUGCUUUCGAAAAGGAACCCAUCUUUGGUUACAACAUUUGCCUUUCUUUCAUGUGGUUAUGUUCUGAGUUCUUAUCAAGAGGUGAAGUCUGUUGUACUACACACGCUGAACAGGGCAAGAUUUACUGUGGCAGUGGAUUCUUUCCUUAAAACUGGGCGUGUUCCUUCUCUGAAAGAAGGAAAUUUAAAGGAAAGUGUUUUUUCAUUUCCAUGGGUACAUGAUAGCUCCGUUCAACUUGGCUGUAAAUUCAAGGAUGCAUUCCAAGAUCCAGGUUUAUAUAUUGCACUAGAGCCCCUCUUUGAGAGGGAGAGAUAUGUGGUGACCUACAAUCCUGUAAAGAACAAAGUAUGUGCAUUGCUCAAGGAUCAGGCAAAGCCUGAAGACAUCUUAAAAGCCGCAUUCCAUGGUUAUGUACUUAAUUAUUCUAUUCGAUCAUCAGUAAAAAAGCAGAGUGCUUCUGGGAAGAAUCGUGGGCAUGAUUACUUAGGCACUAUAGCCAUGCCUGGAAACAUUGAGUCUCUUGUGGCUGAAUCCUGCAAGAUGGUUUCAUCUACAUAUGGCCUGUUCAAAUAUAAAGCUGCUGAACAGGGAUGGGUAAUGUCCGAAUCACUUCUUAAUCCUGGGCGUGCCCGGUUGUGUCCAGAAUAAGGUUAAACCACUUGUUUCAUGUGAUGGAAACUAAUUGAAAUCUUGGCUCGGAAUAAACCUUGUCAUGAUAAUGGAUGCUUGCAUGACAUAAAGAAGUCCUCAUUGGUCAUGACCAAGGUUCAGGUAGAAUCUGUUGCUGCUAACAUGGUGAUUGAUGUUGCAACCUAUAUAAUGGGUUGUCUUGGGGAUAUGGUUGUGAUCUGUUGGAAGUUUGAUCUUUCUGAUCUAGUGGAAGUUCGUAGAUUUCCACAUUUCAAUAUUUAGAUGUGAGGCCUAAAAGCAGCAAUAUGGUUACGAAAGCUGUUUUAGAAUGUAUAUUUUUUAAGCUUGUCUUUCCCCCUCAUUGUAUCUAUUGCUUAGUUUGGUAGUAAUCAGCUGUGUUCGAAUGUAAUACACAAAGAUGUUGCUGGAGGGUGGGAGGGCGCACGAUUUUGACAGUGCUGAAAGUUACGACUUUUAAGGUAGACAUUUUGGAUUGGCUUUUCUUUUUAAGGAGAAUGGUGAUACAUGUUUGUCUACUUCCAACAUGAAGCAAUUGUAAAGAACGAUCAAGAUGGAAAAUGGGAAUAACGGGAAUAAGGAAUGUAAGCUAUUUUAAUAUUUAUACAACCAAUUUUUGAUUCCUGUUCUGUUGCUUUCAGUCCAGUCUAUAUACUUUGGUAAGGAUAAUGGAGUUUAUCAAUUUGUUUACAGCCCUUUGAUUGGUAGGCAUU